This is a messenger RNA of Funneliformis caledonium, 124 nucleotides long. The record is from the annotation of a GenBank genome assembly. Lineage: Eukaryota; Fungi; Glomeromycota; Glomeromycetes; Glomerales; Glomeraceae.
UUCUGAAUCUGAGCUAAAAUCAGAACCAAAAAUACAGAUUUCAUCAUCCCAGCUUAAAAAUAAUGAUUAUGAUCCAUUUGGGAUAGAAAUAGCAGAAAUUGAUUCGAUGUUAGCUAACUUCUAA